UUGUUAAUGGUCGUUAAACCUAACCCUGCUUGUUUUUGUUCAAGCUAGCGCACCGCUAUGCUAACGCGUUAGCUUGCUAGUUGUAGCCUUUAAGAUUGGUUCAAAGGCAGUGGCUCAUUUUCUGAUGCCGCGAACGUGAUGCAGCUCGACUUUUACUGUUACUUGUAACAUUUCGGGCAGUAAAAUAUCUAUAAAACCGGAACAGCAGCCAUGUCCGACUUUAUCGACAGCGAGGCCGAGGAAUCAGAGGAGGAGUUUGAAGAGAGCGACCUUAAACCUAAGAAGACCCAGAGGUUCCUGGAGGAAGACGAUGAAGAAGAGGAUGCUGAGAACCCCGAGGAGCAGGAUGAGCACGGAAAUCUACGUGGACUAAUUGAUGAUGGAGAUGAUGUGGAGGAGGAGGAAGAAGAGGCUGGAAAAAGUGGAAGUGCUGGAGGAAGUGACUCCGAGGAGGAAGUGAAACAUCGUCGCAAAAAGCGCACUUAUGAUGACUGCCUGGAUGACGAUGAUCUUGACUUGAUUGAGGAAAAUCUUGGUGUAAAAGUGAAAAGAAGGAAGAAGAAAUAUGACCGUCUGAAGACACUGGACGACGACGACGACGAUGAUGAGAAAGAUUUAAUCGCAGAUGAGAUCUUUCACAUGGACGGUGAGGGGGAGCUGGAGGAAGGCGAGGCUGUUGACGAACCAAUUCAGCAAGCAGACGAGGAAGAAGAGGGCGAAGACGAGGAGUCAGAUAUCGAUGAUUUUAUUGUGGACGAUGACGGCCAGCCCAUCACCAAGAAGAGGUCAAAGAGGUUCUCAGGAUACACAGACGCAGCCCUCCAGGAGGCCCAGGAGAUUUUUGGUGGAGACUUUGACUUCGCUGACUUUGACGCUGACACGUAUGACCAGGGCGAAGAGGAAGAGGAGGAUCAAGACGAAGAGGGCUGGGACCGACCCAAGAAACAGACCAAGAGGAGGCAGGGGAGGAAGAGCAUCUUUGAGCUCUAUGAGCCCAGCGAGCUUGAAAGCAGCCACAUGACCGACCAGGACAACGAGAUCCGGUCCACCGACAUGCCUGAGAGGUUCCAGCUGCGAUCAAUACCUGUUAAACCCGCUGAGGAUGAUGAGUUGGAAGAAGAAGCAGAAUGGAUCUUCAGACACGGCUUCUCCACUCUUACCAUCUCCAUGCAGGAAAGCACCGACUAUCUUGAUAGAGGAACGACAACAAACUUCAGCAGGAAAGGGCCCAGCACCAUCGCCAAAAUCAAGGAGGCCCUGAACUUCAUGAGAAAUCAACAGUUUGAGGUUCCGUUCAUAGCUUUCUACAGAAAGGAAUAUGUGGAGCCAGAGCUGAAUAUCAAUGACCUGUGGAAGGUGUGGCAGUGGGAUGAAAAGUGGACUCAGUUGAAGACCCGUAAGCAGAACCUGACCCGCCUCUUCCAGAAGAUGCAGGCCUUCCAGUUUGAGCAGAUAUCCGCGGACCCUGACAAGCCGUUGGCUGAUGGCAUUCGUCCUCUGGACACAGCUGACAUGGAGAGGCUGAAGGAUGUGCAGACUCUUGAAGAGCUGAGCGACGUAUACAAUCACUUCUUGCUCUACUAUGGCCGAGACAUCCCCAAGAUGCAGAACUCUGCAAAAUCCAAGAAGAAGAAGCUCAAGAAAAUCAAAGAAGUCUCAGAAGAUGGAGAGGAGGAGGAGUUUGAGGUUGAAGAGGAAGAGGAGCAGAAAGGACCUGACCUUAAGCUGGCAUCUCGUAGGGAUAUGUACAGCAUCUGUCAAAGUGUUGGGCUCGAUGGCCUGGCUAAAAAGUUUGGAUUGACUCCAGAACAAUUCGGAGAGAAUCUGAGAGACAGUUACCAACGUCACGAGACGGAGCAAUUCCCCGCCGAGCCGUUGGAGCUGGCCAAAGAUUACAUCUGCAGUCAGUUCCCGACUCCGGAGGCGGUGCUGGAAGGAACCAGGUAUAUGGUGGCCAUGCAGAUUGCUCGGGAGCCCCUGGUCCGGCACGUUCUCCGUCAGACCUUCCAGGAGAGGGCCAAGAUCAACAUCAAACCGACAAAGAAGGGCAAAAAGGAGGUAGACGAGGCUCAUUUUGGCUAUUCCUUUAAGUAUCUCAAGAAUAAGCCUGUAAAAGAGCUGAAUGGAGAUCAGUUCUUGAAGAUGUGCCUGGCAGAGGAGGAGGGGCUUCUUUCCAUUGAAAUCUGCAUUGAUCUAAUAGGUGUCAAAGGGUAUGCUGGCGACCAGACGUACUUUGAUGAGAUCAAGCAGUUUUACUACAGGGACGAGUUCAGCCACCAGGUGCAGGAGUGGAACAGGCAGCGGACGUUGGCCAUAGAAAGAGCUCUCAAUCAGUUCCUCUACCCUCAGAUGGCCAAGGAGCUCAAGAGCAAACUGGUCACUGAGGCCAAAGAGAGCAUCGUAAAGUCCUGCUGCCGCCGGUUGUACAACUGGCUGAAGGUGGCUCCUUACAGGCCCGACCAGCAGGUGGAGGAAGAUGAUGACCUGAUGGAUGAGAGCCAGGGGAAAGGCAUCCGCGUGUUGGGUGUGGCCUAUGCUCCCAGCAGAGAUACACCGGUUUUCUGUGCUUUGAUCAACGGGGAUGGAGAGGUGGUGGACUUCCUUCGUUUGCCUUACUUCAUGAAGAGGAGGAACGCCUUCAGGGAGGACGAGAGAGAGAAGAAGGCUCAUGACGUAGAAAAUCUCAAGAGGUUUCUUUCCAGCAAGAAGCCGCAUGUGGUUGCUGUUGCUGGGGAAAAUCGAGACGCUCAGAUGAUCAUGGAGGACAUAAAGAGGACCAUCAGCGAGCUUGAGCAGGAGUCCUCUCUGCCGGCUGUGGGGGUGGAGCUGAUAGACAAUGAACUGGCCACGCUGUACAUGAACAGCAAGAAGUCAGAGAAUGAUUUCAGGGAUUACCCUCCCUUGCUGCGGCAAGCUGUCUCAGUAGCCAGGAAGAUCCAGGAUCCGCUGAUAGAGUACGCUCAGGUCUGCAGCACCGAUGAAGACAUCCUCUGCCUCAAGUUACACCCGCUGCAGGAACACGUGGUGAAGGAGGAUUUGCUCAACGCCCUUUACUGCGAAUUCAUCAACCGGGUCAACGAGGUCGGCGUAGACGUGAACCGAGCAAUUGCCCACCCCCACACUCAGAGCCUGGUGCAGUAUGUCUGUGGCCUGGGGCCAAGGAAGGGCGCCCACCUCCUCAAGAUUUUAAAGCAGAACAACACUCGUCUGGAAAACAGAACGCAGCUGGUCACCAUGUGCCACAUGGGACCCAAAGUCUUCAUCAACUGCGCCGGUUUCAUCAAGAUUGACACUGCGUCACUCGGGGACAGUACGGACUCCUACAUAGAGGUCCUGGACGGCUCUCGUGUCCACCCUGAGACGUACGAGUGGGCUCGCAAGAUGGCUGUCGAUGCCCUCGAGUAUGACGAGUCUGCAGAAGACGCAAACCCAGCUGGAGCGCUGGAGGAGAUCUUGGAAAAUCCAGAGCGCCUUAAGGAUCUGGACCUGGAUGCCUUCGCUGAGGAGCUGGAGAGACAGGGUUACGGCAACAAGGGGAUUACGCUUUAUGACAUCCGGGCAGAGCUGAGCUGCAGGUACAAAGACCUCAGAGUUGCCUACAGAGUUCCCAACACAGAGGAGGUCUUCAAUCUGCUCACCAAGGAAACCCCAGAGACCUUUUAUAUUGGGAAGCUAAUAACCAGCAUAGUGACGGGUAUCGCUCACCGGCGGCCUCAGGGAGAGAGCUACGACCAAGCCAUUCGUAAUGACGCUACAGGCCUGUGGCAGUGUCCCUUCUGCCAGCAGGACAACUUCCCUGAGCUGAGUGAGGUGUGGAAUCACUUCGACAGCGGCUCUUGUCCAGGUCAGGCCAUCGGGGUCCGGAGCAGAUUAGAUAACGGCGUCCAAGGUUUCAUUCCCACCAAGUUUCUGAGCGACAAAGUGGUCAAACACCCCGAGGAGAGGGUCAAGGUGGGCAUGACGGUUCACUGCAGAAUCAUGAAGAUCGACAUUGAGAAGUUCAGCGUCGACCUCACCUGCCGCACCUCAGAUCUGAUGGACAAGAACAACGAGUGGAAGCUUCCUAAGGACAGCUACUACGACUUCGACACCGAGGCCGAGGACCAGAAACUGGAGGAAGAGCUCAAAAAGAAACAGCAACGCACGCCGUAUAUAAAGCGUGUGAUCGCCCACCCCAACUUCCACAACAUCAGUUUUAGCCAGGCGGAGAAGAUGAUGGAGACCCUGGACCAGGGAGAUCUGAUCAUCAGGCCCAGCAGCAAGGGGGAGAACCACCUAACCGUCACCUGGAAAGUGGCUGACGGCAUCUACCAGCAUGUGGACGUCAGAGAAGAGGGCAAGGAGAACGCUUUCAGUCUGGGCCACACGCUCUGGAUCAAUAACGAAGAAUUCGAAGAUCUAGAUGAGAUAACGGCUCGGUACAUUCAGCCAAUGGCCUCGUUUGCCCGGGAUCUGCUGGGACACAAAUACUUCCAGGAUUGCAACGGAGGAAGCAAGGAGAAAAUGGAGGAGCUGUUGGUCCGGUCAAAGCGAGAGAAGCCUACUUUCAUUCCUUACUUUAUUUCAGCUUGUAAAGACCUGCCUGGAAAGUUUAUUUUGGGCUACCAGCCUCGAGGAAAACCUCGGAUUGAAUAUGUGACCAUCACCCCGGAUGGCUUCCGCUACCGUUCUCAGAUAUUUCCUACAGUGAAUGGACUCUUCCGAUGGUUUAAGGACCAUUAUCAGGAGCCUGUGCCAGGCAUUACUCCCACCAACAGCAGCAGAACUAGAACCCCUGCGUCCCUAAAUGCCACUCCAGCCAAUAUUAACAUUGCAGACUUGACUCGAGCCGUGAACGCCCUGCCACGAAACAUGACCUCCCAGAUGUUCAACGCCAUCGCCGCGGUGACGGGCCAGGGCCAGAACCCCAACGCCACGCCGGCCCAGUGGGGCUCCAGCCAGUACGGCUACGGCGGCAGCACGGGAGGCGGGGGAGGGAGCUCAUCUGCUUAUCACGUGUUCGCCACGCCGCAGCAGCCCAUGGCGACGCCCCUGAUGACGCCCAGCUACUCCUACACGACGCCGAGCCAGCAGCCCCUGGGCACGCCGCAGUACCCGGGCUCCACGCCGCAGUCCUCCCACGUGCACGCCCACCCGCACCUGCCGCCUCCCAGCCACCACGGCCCUCCCAGCGGUCACCACGGCCACGCCUCCAGCACGCCGUCGUCCUCCACCUCGUCCCGCGGACGGACACCGCAGCAGCAGCAGCCGCCGCCACAGCCAAAGCCGAGCAGCAGCGGCGCCUCCUCCUCAGCAGUCGACUGGGGCAAGAUGGCCGAGCAGUGGCUGAAGGAGAAAGAAGCAGAGGACAGGAAGAAAUCCCAGAGGAUGACUCCCCGACCGUCGCCCAGCCCAAUGAUCGAGAGCACGCCCAUGUCGCUCGCCGGCGACGCCACGCCCCUGCUGGACGAAAUGGACCGAUAGGACACAGAGGGGGGCGUCGUUCCACUCCACCCCCUCAAACCCUACUUCAUCCUUUCUGCUGCCUCACUCGGAUAACCUUCUCCCCCCUUUUUACCCCCCCCCCCCCCACCUUCACAAACCAGUCAUCAACUGAUGCCCAUUCAUGCAUUUCCACGCAGUCAGUAUGGCAUCAACAUUCAUUUCAUCCUCCUUCCUUUCUCCCGUCACCUCACCCCAGGUGUUUAUGGCCUCUCCCGCCAAUCCCCUCUGGCUUCCGAAGCGUUUUGCAUGUCAUGCAGAAAAGUAGUACAAAGAUUUAAAGAAAAACGAAAUAAAAUACUUGAAGUAUCAGUUACAUAUGGGACAUGGACCUACGACAGACACUGACAGGCGAGCUGUCCUAUCUUUUGUUUUGCGGUGGCUUUAAGUUUGAUCCUUGAGCGGGUUUUUGGCAGAAGGGAGCGGUCGACACGGGGAGUUUUGAAAGCAGUUGCCAAAACAACGCUUUGCCGAGCCAAUAAGGAAAUUUAACAUUUGUACGGAAAGUGCGACAGUAUGAAUAAAGACUUCUUGUUUUUUUGGGUUUUUUUCCUGUUUGAACUGAAAGACUCUGCUGGUCACCUUUCUCUAAAUAAACACACAUAUGUACAGACUCACAGCGAGUUAACAGAGGGGGGGGUCUAAAUCCAUUAAAGAUGAGCUAAUGCUAUCUGUGCAUUGAUCAGCCGACGUGUUUCGGUUCCUGUAGAAAUCCUUCGACGCGUCGUAGGCUGUGGACACGAGCAACGUGCUGCUUCGGAAACGGUGGCUCUCUCUUCCAGUAACGUCGUCAGAAAACUCUGGGAGACGUUUGACAAACUUCCAAUUAUGUCAGUUUCUAAGUUUCUCACACAUAGUAAAAGUGUCUGCCGCUCCGCAGUUGUUCCGCUGGAGUUUACGGGGUCACCUGGGUUACGUUCACCAUCUUGUGAGGCGUUAUAUCACACACACCACUCGCUAACGCAGCAUGGAUGGGUUUUCCACAUCUGCAGCAGGGAAAUUACAAUGUUUCGGUGGAAGAGUUCGUUUUCCUAACCCUUAUCGGAAGAAGAUCCUAUCAGACCGAUUCCUACCUGCUGCGUUCAUAUUCCCAGCGCUGUAAGAGUCAGAACUGCACGCAUUUAUUUCAGUAGAAUGAAUAUAUUAAAGAUAAAUUUUGUGAUCGUGGUCUCGGCAUCUCGAGGCCGCUCCGCUUUCCCCGUUGACUCGUGCAUUCACUUUUUUUUCUUUUUGUUGAUGUGUCCGUGUCCCACAGUACAAACAAGCAGCACUCGUCUGUAAUGGUGUGCUUAAGCCUGCAAUGUGCAAAAGUAUCAUUGUUCCAUGAAAUGCAUAUCCUCUUAAAAUAAUAUUGUUUUUAAGUAAACAGACCCGGUUUUGAGUUCACCUGAACGUGUUUCUGCGGGACUGAAUGGUUGUCAGCAGUAGUCGGUUAUGAUAGAGAAAUGUCGUCUUUGACUCUGCUGAUGACCUUUUCUACCUGUGAUCUCUUUAAUAAAAGUGUUCUUAGUAAA
Fundulus heteroclitus (mummichog) is the source of this 6995-nucleotide messenger RNA. It is a transcript of the gene supt6h, whose product is annotated as SPT6 homolog, histone chaperone and transcription elongation factor. Lineage: Eukaryota; Metazoa; Chordata; Actinopteri; Cyprinodontiformes; Fundulidae. Gene Ontology annotation, biological process: transcription elongation-coupled chromatin remodeling; mRNA transcription by RNA polymerase II; transcription elongation by RNA polymerase II. The transcript has 37 exons. The record is from RefSeq and is a predicted model, not a curated record. The coding region runs from base 211 to 5463 and encodes 1750 amino acids. Gene Ontology annotation, molecular function: histone binding; DNA binding; nucleosome binding. Gene Ontology annotation, cellular component: transcription elongation factor complex.